AUGCCCCCCAAACGAGCUUGUGAUACGUGCAUCGCACGGAAAAUCAAAUGCAGCGGAUCAUGGCCCUGCGGUUCUUGCUGUGAUUCCAUCAAGAAGGUCGAAUGUACCUAUCUCAAGCCGCCACGGAGAAGAGGCCCCAAGGUGAGACGGGCAGCUCGACGUGAUCAGGAUUUAUCUCAUGAGCAGUCUGAAAAUAAUCAAACCUCUUUGGUUGAUGACAAGCUGCAGGUUGUAUCCGCAGACGUUGCUCUCCCAUCUCGAAUAUCCAAAGAUAUCAUUGCGCCUAUCGUGCGCCUCUACCGGGAACAUUCUUAUAGUGUCUGGCCGGUGAUCAAUGCCGACGCAUUGCUUGGACAACUCGAGGAUAUUGAGCUUGAAAACACAGAAAAUGCCUCUGCAAAUAUUGCCUGUCUUGUUGCCGCUCUAUGUGCGGCGACCAUGGCCCAGCUCCAGCUUGACCCGGUAAUGGGGUCAGUGGAUUCCACGGUUAUGGCGAAGACUUGCCUCCGGAUCAGAAGUCAAUGCUCUGAUAACAAAGAGCAUUCUCAUUUCACCAGCUCCCUGGUAUCCUUCUUCUUGCAUGUGUACUAUGCAAAGGUCAAUCAAUGUAACACUGCGUGGAGUUAUAUUCAAGAGGCAAUUUCGCGGAUUCUUCAAUUAGAUGAUACCUCAGUACAGUCAGAGGGGCUUCCGACUUUCCAGGAAAAUGAUAUCAUUCAUAACCGCGAGCUAAUUUUCCCUCUGCUGUGGGUUUCAGAGAGAGGAUAUGCAAUGCACCUCGGCUUAUCACCGUCAUGCAUUGAUCCACCACCACUCACAGGCCUCGGAGAAUCUUCCGAGGACAUCCAUGUUCAAGGGCUGUUAGACCUUGCGAGACUGUUCAUUGCAUUUGAUCAAAUAUCUCUCCGCCAUAAAUUCGGGAACGAAUUUGCCUCCGCGACCCAUCUUACAGAGACGGAGAACAGACUAUCUUCGCUGUGCCUCAAUAUUGCCGAUCAGAUCUCGACUAGAACAGCAGACUGCCAUAUCACUCGGGAGUGGAUGCGAACUAUUUUGUGGCAGAAAGCAUUAUCCAUGGGGUUGCUCUCCUCCUCAACUUCGAGAGAUGUAAUGACCUUUAGCUUUCCUGCAAAGGUUAGCCGUGAUCUGCUUCAUUCUCUGCGGUUCUUCUCCGAGACAGACUUGCUACCUUUGGGUCGGGAUCAGAGAGUCCCACGUUGA
This is a messenger RNA of Penicillium cosmopolitanum, 1221 nucleotides long. Its product is annotated as putative C6 transcription factor. Gene Ontology annotation, biological process: regulation of DNA-templated transcription. Lineage: Eukaryota; Fungi; Ascomycota; Eurotiomycetes; Eurotiales; Aspergillaceae. The coding region runs from base 1 to 1221 and encodes 406 amino acids. The transcript has 3 exons. The record is from RefSeq and is a predicted model, not a curated record. Gene Ontology annotation, molecular function: zinc ion binding; DNA-binding transcription factor activity, RNA polymerase II-specific.